This is a messenger RNA of Gymnodraco acuticeps, 9457 nucleotides long. RefSeq names its product microtubule associated monooxygenase, calponin and LIM domain containing 3a (gene mical3a). The coding region runs from base 290 to 7618 and encodes 2442 amino acids. NCBI's taxonomy places the organism in Eukaryota, Metazoa, Chordata, Actinopteri, Perciformes, Bathydraconidae. The record is from RefSeq and is a predicted model, not a curated record. Gene Ontology annotation, molecular function: FAD binding; protein binding. The transcript is spliced from 45 exons.
CCUUCUCCUCUACUGUGUGGCUCCUUGCUCUGGCCUUAACGAGCAUUAGCUACUUAAAUAAUAGACAACAACAGUGAAUUCGGGAAUCGGGAUACAAACACGAACAUGGAUUUAUUCCCGCCACAUUAUACGAAUGGAUUAUAAACGCACAGGAUUCCGUGAAUGAAGAUGCCUAAGGCUGGGAGGUAGAGCCCCCCCACCAGAGAGAGCUUGUUCCAGGGCUGGGGCUGGACCCAGAGACCCCUGUCUGGGGGUUGCAGGGCCCUACAGCCCUGUGUGAGUCUGGACUAUGGGGGAUAGAGGAGUCGGUGCAACUGGAGGAGAUGGGGUGAACAAGUCCCAUGUCCUGUUCGACAAGUUUGUCCAGGGGACCACGUUCAAGGGCACGCUCAAGGCCUUCCAGGACCUCUGUGACCAUCUGGAAGUCAGGCCUGGCGAGUACAGGAUCUUCUAUCACAAGCUCAAGUCCAAACUCAACUACUGGAAGGCCAAGGCACUCUGGGCAAAGUUAGAUAAGCGGGCUUUUCAAAAGGAGUAUAAGAAAGGCCGUGCCUGUGCCAACUCAAAGUGUGUAAUCAUUGGUGCGGGGCCAUGUGGCUUACGUACAGCCAUCGAGCUGGCCUUCCUGGGGGCCAAAGUGGUGCUGCUAGAGAAGAGGGAUGCCUUCUCUCGGAACAAUGUGCUGCACCUCUGGCCCUUCACCAUCCAGGACCUCAGGGGCCUCGGGGCCAAGAAGUUCUAUGGAAAGUUCUGUGCUGGUGCUAUCGAUCAUAUCAGUAUUCGUCAGCUUCAGUUGAUUCUGCUCAAAGUGGCUCUCCUGCUGGGCAUUGAGAUCCAUGUCAACGUGGAAUUCAAGAGUCUCAUUGAGCCCCCAGAAGAUCAAGAAACUGAAAGGAUAGGCUGGAGGGCCGAGGUCCACCCCAGGACACACCCUGUCAACGAACUCGAGUUUGAUGUCAUCAUUGGAGCAGAUGGAAGGAGAAACACGCUACCAGGGUUUCGGCGUAAGGAGUUCCGGGGCAAGCUGGCCAUUGCCAUCACUGCAAACUUCAUCAACAGGAACACCUCAGCGGAGGCAAAGGUCGAGGAGAUUAGCGGGGUGGCCUUUAUCUUCAACCAGAAGUUCUUUCAAGACCUCAGAGAAUCCACAGGUGUUGACCUGGAAAACAUUGUCUACUACAAGGAUGACACGCACUACUUUGUGAUGACUGCCAAAAAACGGAGCCUGAUGGAGAAAGGAGUCAUUCUGCAUGACUAUGCGGACACGGAGAUGCUGCUGUCCAGAGCUAACGUGGACCAGGCUGCCCUGCUGUCUUACGCCUGUGAGGCCGCCGACUUCUCAACUAACCACCAGCUGCCCACACUGGACUUUGCCAUCAACCACUACGGCCAGCCCGACGUAGCCAUGUUCGACUUCACCUGCAUGUACGCUUCAGAGAACGCCGCCAUGGUGCGCCAACGCAACGGCCACGCGCUGCUGACGGGGCUCGUGGGCGACAGCCUGUUGGAGCCCUUCUGGCCCAUGGGCACUGGUAUCGCCCGAGGAUUCCUGGCAGCCAUGGACUCCGGCUGGAUGGUGAAGAGCUGGGCGCAGGGAAAAACUCCACUCGAAGUUCUAGCUGAGAGGGAAAGUAUAUACCGUAUCCUGCCCCAAACCACGCCAGAAAACAUCAGUAAGAACUUCAGUCAUUACAGCGUGGAUCCAACCACACGUUACCCCAACAUUAGCCUUAACUUCCUCAAGCCAAGCCAAGUGAGGCACUUCUGCGACACAGGGGAGGCCAGGGAAAUGUGCAUCGAAACGGAGAAUGUGAUCAACUCGUCGACACCCAAGUUGGCCAGGAAUGAAUCCAUAGCUAGAUCCAGUAAGCUGCUGAACUGGUGCCAGAGACAAACGGAGGGAUACAGGAAUGUUAAUGUAACGGACCUUACGAUGUCUUGGAAGAGCGGUCUGGCUCUGUGCGCCCUCAUUGACAGAUACAGACCGGACCUCAUUGACUUUGUUUCCCUGGACGAGCGCAACCAGGAGAAGAACAACCAGUUGGGUUUCGACGUGGCGGAGAGGGAGUUCGGCAUCUCGCCCUGCAUGACUGGCAAAGAGAUGUCCUCUGUGGUGGAGCCAGACAAGCUCUCCAUGGUCAUGUAUCUCAGCCAGUUCUAUGAGAUGUUUAAGGACACAGUGCCACCCGGAGAUAACCACAACAUGAGUCCUGAGGAGAAGGCAGCCCUGAUAUCCAGCACUAAAUCCCCCAUCUCCUUCCUUAGCAAACUGGGUCAGAGCAUAGCAAUAUCCAGAAAACGAAAUCCCAAGGACAAAAAGGAGAAGGAUGUGGAUAGUUUGGGGAAGAGAAGGAAAACCAGCCAGUCUGAAGACGAGGAGGUAUCCAGGUCCGGUCGCAACGACAGGCCUUCAGUCCCAGCUGUCGUGAUAGAAAGAAAAAUGGAGUCCUGUGCUUCGGGGAACCACAACAAAGUCAAAGUCAUGGCCACCCAGCUGCUGGCCAAGUUUGAGGAGAACGCUCCACAGCCUUCAGGACUCAAACGACAGGGGGACUCGCUGCCCAAUCUGGACCAACUUUUGCCCACUAGCCCACCCCAAAGCCCUGUGAAUGAGCCAGUGCGCCUGGCGCCUGUCCCAGCAUGGAGAAAGAGACGCACUCAGCAGCAGGAGCAGCUGAGCAUUCGCUACAAAGAAAUGAUCAAGGGUCAGCCCAACAGAGGGGAGCAGGCCAGAAGUGGUGCAGACCAAGUGUCCAGCUCGGGCUCUCGGAGCUGCCCAAAGAAAACCAUUCUGCUCCCUUCUUCCUCCUCCACUUCUUCGCUCUCUCUUCACUCAGAGCAUUUGCGUAAAAGUCCGGAAGAAGAGACUCUUGAAUACUACGAGAUGCCUCUGAAUUACGGGGAAGGGAAGCUGCCGCACCUGACUGAGCCAAAACCCAUUCACAUACCUGGUAUACAGGAGAGGGCUGACCGCCUAAUCUCCAGGUUUAAGGGCAAACCUGACAGACCACCAAAGCCUAAGACAAAGCCGUCCCGUUUCUUUAUAGAGCAGUGGCACUUGUCCAGUGGCGGGACUGACAGUCCUGGUUCACCACUUUCCUCUCCUGAAUCUUCCAGAAAGGAGCAAGCAGGGCCUCUGCACACAGAUGAUGAAAUGCCCUUAUAUGUGCUUAGUAUUCAGGAGAGGGCUAAGCGACUUGCCUCUCAGUUUGAGGACAAGCCAGCCCAACCAAAGCCUAAGAACAAACCCUCCCGUGUUGUUAUGGAACAAUGGCACCUGGCUCGAUCUCAGUCCCCCCCUGGUUCUCCCCCCUCCACCUCUGACUCCCUGAGACAGCGCUAUGUAAGGUUGUACACAGGUGGAGUUAGCUCAUUGGCUGAUCAGAUAGCCAAUCAGCUUCAGUCUCAGGAAGAUCCUAAGCUCCUACCUGAAAAGAAGGAUUUGGGCUCUUUGAGAAAAGAGUUCCCCGUCAACAUCGGUGGCAGCGAUGUGUGCUUUUUCUGUCGAAAGCGUGUGUACGUGAUGGAGAGGCUGAGUGCAGAGGGGAAGUUCUUCCAUCGGAGCUGCUUCAAGUGCGAAUACUGCAACACAACACUACGACUGUCCUCCUACGCCUUCGAUGUGGAGGAUGGGAAAUUUUACUGCAAGCCCCACUUCUGUUACCGACUGUCUGGCUAUGCUCAGAGGAAGAGGCCCGCCCCCUCGCCUACUCCAAUCACUGCUAAGGAGAACCAGGCGCCCCAAACUCCUACAGCGACCGUGGAUGCCCCCGGGAGGGCGAUGGCAGCGGCGUCCCCCUCAGCCGAGCUCCAGCCCUCAGCCCCGGAGGUCAACGGUCUGCAGGAGCCCAGCCUAGCGAAGCGUCUGCGGGGAACUCCAGAGCGCAUCGAGCUGGAGAACUACCGGCUCUCCCUGCAGAGGGAGGAGGAGCUGGAGGAGGUGCCUGAGGAGACGCUGGCAGAACACAACCUCAGCAGCGUGCUAGACAAGGGCACGGACGCUGACGACCUGGGCUCCAGUAGCUCAGAGUCAGACAUGGAGGAGGAGGAUGAGGAGCAGGAGGAUGCGGAGGAGGGGGAGCAGCAUCCUCUCAGCCCCUCAGACCUCGGCGGGGUUCCCUGGAAGGAGGCGGUGGAGCUCCACGCUAAACUGAGGGGCGAAGAGGGAGACGACGUGGGCGAGGCCCUCGAUGAUGCUGUCAGCAGAGACGGGGAAAUAGAUGAAGAAGACGAAGAGGAGGAGGAUGAUGAGGACGAAGAUGAGGAGGAGUCAAGCGAUGAGGGCGAUUACUGCCCCUGGGAUAGAGAGCUCACGUCUGGCCUUUGGCUGGAGAAGCACCUCACAGAGGAAGACGAUGUUGGUACAUUUAAAGCCAGGAGCAUACAGAUCCAACAAGUCCUGCAGCCUGUGGAUCCCACGGCCAUACCGGGCCUGGUGAGAACACACCUGGACUCUGAGGGAGACAAGGAGGCACAGCUGGCCUCCCAACUCUCCCGCUCCACAGAGCCCUGUGAGGAUGAUGAUCUGGAGGCAGAAGCAGACAGUCCAGAUAUGGAGCCGGGAACAGAGAUGGAUCAGGAUGACAUCCCUUCAGAUGCAGAAGCUGAGGCUCGCUUGCAUCAGUCCGAGUGCGUUGACGUGCUUCCUGAGGAGGACAAGAGAUCAGAAAGUCAGAGAAUGCCCUCCAGUAUCGACGUUUUCAACGCCAGCCCCACUCAAAAUAAAGAUGUUGUUCUUUCGCCGCUCAAACCUUCUCCAGAGCUCGAAUCAAAGAUAAGUCUGUUGAAGUCUCCUGGCAGUCGCUUUUUCCCAGAUCCAUUCAUAUCUGAGCAAAGGGAACCUGAAAGGACUACGCCAUCUUACUCUCCAACUGCACAGAGCCCACUGAGCCCUUCACCUGCUCCAGUCCAGGACCCUUCCUCUGUCCCUUCCCCAACUGCUGCUGCUUCCCCUGUCGGUGUCCCGGCCUCCUCCCCCCUGGGUUCACUCAUCAAAUCACCCAUCAGCUCUCCGGUCAAGCCAACAAUGGAGUCCCCCAUUAGAUCCCCUGUUAAGUCACCUGUUGUGUCCCCAAUCUGCUCUCAGCCCACCCCCCUUCCAGAGACUUGCACACCUAAAUCUCCUGUCUACCCUCAGCGCUCAAUUUGCCCUCUAACUGGGAACCCCCUCUCCCCAAUCUGCGCUCAGCCUUUGCCCUGCCAGGAGCCUUCGUCACCCCUCCUAUCAGACUCUCCCGUCAGAUCUCAGCCCAUCCCCGGAGUCACUUCUACACCCAUGACCAAAACAGACAAGGUCAUGCCUGAUCUCUCAAAGUGCGAAGACUCCUCCACAGAGGAAACGCCAUCCAAAAAGACAGACAUCAUUGAGGAAUUUUGGCAAAAGAGUGCCGAGAUCAGGAAGAGCCUCGGGUUGACACCUUUGGACCGCACAAGUAAAAUCUUAGAGAAGAGUGUUGUGAUAUAUCCAGCACUGGACUCCACCCCUGUAAAGGCUCUGGAUGUGCCCGAGGAACAGAAGCCCGCCUUUACUGGCCGAGCUGUCAUUCGCAGGCUGAACAUCACUCUGGAGGGCCAAGUCAUUACCCCCAUUUCCCCCAAGAGUAAUGGCUCCGAUAAGAGGGACCUGAGCAGCAGCUCUGGCUUAGGCUUGAAUGGGAGCAUGGCCACGAGUCAGACAGCAAACAGUGACAGCUUCAACACGUCCGACUCCACCAUGCUCACCCCGCCCUCCAGCCCGCCACCACCUGUGCCUAGUAAUCAGUCUCCAGCCAUGCUCAGGCUGCAGAAACACCAGGUGUCCUGGUGCAACGGGACGGAAAAACAUCCCCCCGAGAAUGCCAAAGAGCCGGCCAAAAUCAAGAGUCCCGUUCCGGCGCCGAGGACACAAUUGAGCCCUGUGUCCGUGCCCAAACCUGCACCCAGGAAAGUCAUCUCGCCUCAGGCUGAAACGGCUCCAGUGGUCGUCAUGAGGGAGAAGAAGAAGAAGCCACGGCCGCAGGAGGUGAGGAAGUCGUUUGUGGAGACGGUGGAGGAGAUUCCGUUUGCAGAUGACGUGGAGGAGUCCUACGAUGAGCGGACGCCAGAAACGAGCAUGAACAGGUACUACACCCCCCCCACCAGCAAGCCAAACCGGGACAGACCUCCCCUGCAUCUGGCUCUAGCGAUGGAAAACGGUAAACCGAACAUCCCUGGAAAUGAAGCUUUUAAGUCACAGAGGGCAACUCAAUUCUCCCCGGAGGCUAAGGAGAUCGCAGAGGAGAGAAUGAAGGCCAGAGAGAAGUCGGUGAAGAGCCAGGCACUAAAAGACGCCAUGACCAAGCAGCUAAACAAGAUGAAAGAAUCUGACACAGACAAGGGGGCGGCACCUAAAGUGGCCUUGGGCGUAACCUCAGAGGGUAAAAGGUCAGCAGGAUCUCCGAAGACAUCAGCCGUGAAAGCUCUGGAGUCAAAGAAGGCCGAGAUUUUACCGGAGCGUUUCUUCAGCAGCAACAAGAGUCUGGACAGCUCGGUGGCCUCGUCAGACGGCUCGAGCUCAGGCAAGAGCAAGAAGAGAAGUUCCCUCUUCUCACCACGCAAGAACAAGAAGGAGAAAAAGGCCAAGAACGACAGCAGCAGACUGCCCGGCACCGAUGAGACACCGCCCAAACACAAGUCGCUGUGGAAGGCCGUGUUCUCGGGGUACAAGAAGGACAAAAAGAAGAAGGAUGAUAAAUCGUGUCCCAGCACACCGUCCUCAAGCUCCACCACUCAGGACUCUGGGAAGAAGAAAGUCUCACCUACUGGGAAAUCAUCAGACUUGAAAUCCCGCAGAAACCUGAGCUUCUCUGAGGACUCGGACCUUUCCUGUGAUGAUGUUCUGGAGCAGUCCUCGCAGAAAUCAAAGGCAGAUUCUUUAUAUGUCCCUCACGCACUGGCGUUCAAGAGAUCGUACGCCACAAAGAAAACCUACACAGAGGAAGAGCUGAAUGCCAAGCUGACCCGAAAGGUCCAGAAAGCUGCACGACGGCAAGCCAAGCAGGAAGAACUGAAGAGGCUGCACAGAGCUCAGAUCAUCCAGAGACAGUUGGAGCAGGUGGAGGAGAAGCAGAGGCAGCUGGAGGAGAGGGGGGUAGCUGUGGAGAAAGCUUUGAGAGGAGAAGCAGACUAUUGGGGAGAUUCUAAUUACAGUGAAAUCCUGGACUUGCAUCUGGGCGUUGAGCCCUAUGUGGGGAUGCCACGCCGAAGACCCCUCUCCUUGUGCCCCUGCUGGUCCCCUGAAGGCAUGGGCAAGAAGGACGACCCCAAGCUAAUGCAGGAGUGGUUCAAGCUGGUGCAGGAGAAAAACGCCCUGGUCCGCUAUGAGUCAGAACUUAUGAUAUUCGCCAGAGAGCUGGAGCUGGAGGACCGACAGAGCCGACUGCAGCAGGAGCUCAGGGAGCGCAUGGCUGUGGAAGACCACCUGAAGACGGAGAAGGAGCUGAAUCAAGAGAAGCAGAUCCUAAAUGAGAUGCUGGAGGUGGUGGAGCAGCGUGACGCCCUGGUGGCGCUCCUCGAUGAGCAGAGGCUGCGGGAGAAGGAGGAGGACAAGGACCUGGAGUCUGUUAUGCUCUCCAAAGGCUUCAAUCUCAACUGGGCUUAAGAGGAGAGAAAUAAUUGCUCAUCAAGUCCCGGGUAAAUGUCUGAGGCGGUCUCUGCCUCUCAUGGUCAUCUCUGAUCAGGAUACUCUGCUGAACACCUGCAGCAGUGAAUGUGUAAAGACUCCCCCGACACACGCUAAAACACUUCGGCUGCCUCUGACAUUGAAGCGGUCCGCGACGUUUACAUAUCCUAUGCCCAAAGGCAGUCCCAAGUUAAUCACUUUGCAGUUUUGCUUGCUCUCUCUCUCUCUGAGGGGAGUACAUUCACAGCUUUAUCAUCCCAGCCUUCAAGUGGAUCCUCUCAACAAAAAAAAGGAGGCCUUUGGGAGAAUGUUUGAAAGACUUGUUUCAUUCUCGAUUAUCUAAAGGGAAGAAUGCAGUUUGGUCCUGCUGAUGUAGAGGAAUUGUUUUGUGUAUAGUUGUGUAGAACAAGUCACAUAUUCGGCAGAUAGGGGUGUUUUCUUUUUUUCUGAAAAAGGACUGCUACAGAUGAGUGUUUACAGUAAGUGCUGGAGGGAAGUCACCGGGGUCAAUCUUCUUUUCAGUCUGACUGUAGGACGGACAUCCUCUGCUGAAGCUGCCUUUCUAUCCAGUGACAAACUGACUCCUUGUGAACCAUAAAGACACCCCCCCCCCCCCCCCCCCUCACAGUGUUCUCAUGAAUCAACACUAACAAUCCAUUAAAUAUGGCCAUGGGUUUUAUGUAUUUAUUAUCUUUGUUUGCUUUUAACACAUAAACCUUUUUGUUUUUGCAUUCACAGGAGAGUGCCCAGAAUCUCAUUAUCGAGUAUUCGUGCAUGGCUUAGACGCUCCCAUAAGCCAUUGCAUGUCAGGAAUGAAGGCUGCAGGCACAUAGAAGAACUAUUUGUUAAGCUAGAAAAACAGAAUUAUAUAUAAACACUUAAGCAUUUCACAAGAGUCAACAAUGAUGGGCCUCUCCUUGACAUGCCACUGACUGCAUAUCACGCUCACGGUUUACAAAUAUGUUUUCUCGCUUUGGUAAACAACAGUGAGGUAAAACAACUGUUGAAAUAAUCCAUCUUUGAAGGAUCUGUCUCUUCAAUUUCAGAUGUGUUUCCGACCUUGUGUGUUAUCAUAAAUUAAGCCGGUUUCACAGUUCUUAAUGGGAGAUCCGCGUAGCUUACAAUACUCAUUUUGUGCCACAGGACUGUCUCUGUUGGUGGAUAUGCUGCAAUAUCUGAAGAGUACACCACGAGGACUUACACACCACUCACAUCACUAAACAGCAGUGUUACUUUACUCUUGAACAAGAUGCCUUUUAUUCUCCUCACUUAAGUUAUAUUUUAUUUUUCUGAGUCAAUGUUUUUGAGGUAGUCACAUAUGUGUAUCCCACUGGAACUCAAUACUUUUUAUUUCUCAUAAUUUUCAUACAGCAGGUCCCCAAACAUACUAACUGAUUUUAAACAGGGGGGGAUGAAGAAGUGCAAGGUGCUUUAUGAGCAACUUGCAUUAAACAGAACCGUUAUAUCUAGUGGGCAGUCAAAUCUAAUAGCCUUCUUGACAACUGUAAACAAUCCAGAUGGUCACAGAAACGCUAGAGGCUAUAUUUAUGACUUGGUAUGAGCUGUGAAUAAAAAACAAAGUGAGAUCAUUUUAAGGGUUGUUGUUUUAGAUGGUGUGUGAUAAGUUUGACAUGAUUGUAUUGAUAUUUAUUAACAAGUGUGCAAACUGUAUUAUAUGUAAAGAAAAAAUGAAUCCUAAUUUUUAAACUGUUCUGUUGACACAUGACUUGUAAUGUAAAUGCUUCAUGUAGCUAAAAUGCAUAGAGGUGUUGGAUGUAUGCUGAAACGGCAAUAAAACAAUGCAGUUGUUCUUUUAAA